GACAGACACUAACAUUGGCCUGUCGCUAGUUAUUCAACACGAAAUACAGACGGGGAAUCACUCCCCGAUCCAUUGCAAGCCGUACCGAUACUCCCUGAUGGAGCGCAAAAAGGCUCUCGAACGAAUUCGAGAAUUCGAAGCCAGCGGGUGGAUUGAACCCGCCACCGGACCAUGGUCAUUUCCAGUAGUGCUAGUACCGAAGAAAAACGGAUCAAUUAACAUAUGCAUCGAUUAUCGCAAGUUGAAUGAAAUCACGAUUAAAGAUGUGUAUCCCCUCCCCCGAAUUGAUGAUUUGUUGGAUGCGAUUGGUUGUGCUAAUUAUUUCAGCAAGUUUGAUAUUCGGCAUGGCUUCCAUCACAUUCUGGUGAAGGAGGAAGAUCGGCCCAAGACAGCCUUUGUACUGUUUGAGGGCACGUGGCAGUGGGUUCGGUGUCCGAUGGGAAUUUGCAACGCGCCUUCCACGUUUCAGCGAGCGAUGAAUAUGACAUUCCAGAACUUCGUCAACAAGACGCGGUUAACACAAGGGAUGAUCAACUUCUGCGUGAUCGUGUACAUGGACGAUAUCCUUGUCUACUCGGAGACCUAUCACGGACACGCGCAACACAUCGAGUGGAUAUUGGGAGCGCUGAGAGACGCUGGGUUCAAGAUCGCGCUCGAGAAGAGCGAGUUUUUCCUCUCGGAAAUUUCGUUCUUGGGCUACGUCGUGACACGUGGAGGACUGCGGCCAGACUCAAGGAAGGUUGCGGGGGUAAGAGAAGCCCCAGUUCCCACGUCGCUGACGCAGGCUCGAACCUUCUUGGGGUUGGCAUCGUGCUAUCGCUGCUUCAUCAAGGGUUUUGCCGUGAUCGCACGACCACUAACGAACCUGCUACGGAAGGACCAGCCUCUCAGCUGGGACGCGGAGUGCCAACAGGCUUUCGCAACCCUCAAGGACGCUCUGGCGACGGUCCCUAUUUUGAUCCGGGCGGACCCCUCGAAGCAGUUUAUUCUUAUCACGGACUGGCAACCGGAAGCUAUCUCCGCUAUUCUAGCGCAGAAGGGGAACGAUGGUCGCGAACACGUCAUCGAGUAUGCAUCGCGCACGGUACCGGACGAACGGGGGAAUGACUCAGCACCUCAAGGCGAAUGCUAUACAGUAGUCCGGGGAAUCCAACACUUCCAUCCGUAUCUCUACGGACAUAAGUUUCGCCUCGUAACAGAUCACGAACCCUUGCUGGCGCUGAAGAAGCUCACUAAUUACACAGGCAUGAUUGGUCGUUGGGCGGUACGACUACAAGAAUACGACUUCUAUAUCGUUCAUCGAAAGACAGAGCGACACGGCAAUGCGGACGGACUGACACGUCUGCAUCGACCUGCUAAAGUACCAAAGGGCGAGGAAAUUACAUCGUGGAAGGAGCCGAACUUGACAAACGAGCCUAAGUACGGACAAGUGGCAGUUCUCCCACGUGGCAAGAAGCAGGACGGUGGCAAUGGGUGAUGGAGGUAACCCCACUACCCCUUUUUGUCCCCUCUCCUCUUCGUCUCUCCUCUCCCUGCCUAACAAAUUUUACUAUUUUUG
This is a messenger RNA of Chara braunii, 1558 nucleotides long. Lineage: Eukaryota; Viridiplantae; Streptophyta; Charophyceae; Charales; Characeae. The record is from the annotation of a GenBank genome assembly.